AUGGCAGCCUAUGAUCUCAAUUCCAAAUGGUAUGCACUGAGACCUAGGAGAGCGCCUUUGUCUCAUGAUGAAGAGGUGAAAGAAGGCUUCAUGAAGGCCCUUGCAAAAAUGUAUACUAAAGAGGAAUCUGCUAUACUUUGCACACAGUGGCUUGCAUUUGCCAAUCUCCAUGGUCCAACCUUCAAUAGAGUAGAGGUGAGGUCAGAUAGAGCUACAUUAGCUCAAAUCGACCCUAUUGGAUUCCGGUGGAUGUGGCAUGGUAAGGAUGCACUGGAGUUGAGAGAUGGUUGGACUCUAUCUUUAUAUUGGGAUGUUAAUUCCGAAGAUGCUAUGCAAAUUGAUGUGGAGGAGAUACAAGAGGGAUUGGUUGGGGUUCCAUUGCUUGAGGAGAUAUGGAAUGGCCCAUAUUCAAAUGCGAGUUUCCCGGUAUAUGCAGAAGAUAUAGAUGCUGGUGGAAGUGCAUCUCCUUCAACAACAAUGCUUUCUGAAGUUGCCCGCAGCAAAGGGAUCACAAUAGUUGGUGGAUCGAUUUCUGAGCGAAAUGGUGAUCAUCUGUACAACACAUGUUGUAUAUUUGGAAAAGAUGGAGAAUUGAAGGGUAAACAUAGAAAGAUACAUCUUUUUGACAUUGACAUUCCUGGAAAAAUUUCCUUCAAGGAAUCCAAAACGCUUACACCUGGGAAUACCCCAACAGUUGUGGAAACAGAUGUCGGACGUAUUGGGAUAGGUAUUUGUUAUGACAUCCGCUUUCAAGAAUUGGCUACGCUAUAUGCGGCCAGAGGUGUACAUUUAAUAUGCUACCCUGGAGCUUUCAAUAUGACAACUGGUCCUCUGCAUUGGGAAUUGCUGCAGAGAGCAAGAGCGGUGGAUAACCAGCUCUAUGUUGCUACAUGUUCCCCUGUUCGUGAUAUAACUGCAGGCUAUAUUGCAUGGGGUCACUCCACUCUUGUUGGGCCAUUUGGAGAAGUUAUUGCAACAACAGAGCACGAAGAAACAACAGUAAUAGCUGACAUUGAUUAUUCUCUGAUAGAGGAAAGAAGGAUGAAUCUCCCACUUGGAACGCAACGGCGUGGUGAUUUGUAUCAACUGGUUGAUUUUGACAGGUUGAAUUUGGAAAACCAUUGAAUAAUGCUUUACAAAUUUUUCAAGAAGACUAUCAAAAUGUCCGUCGUGUAAUAAUUUGGUAUAUUAUUAACAUGGUGCUCAUGAAUUCACCCAACAUCAAUAGUAAAGUAUCAACAGUUAGGUAAAUUUUCAUUGGUUAAUAUUAUAGAUUUCUCAUCAAUCUGACACAGGAGAAAAUUGUCAUUUCCUUGUUGGUUGCUUUGAACCACAUAGAAUCUCUAUGUUGUGAUUAGUUUGAUCCUUACAUUUUCCGAGAGACAUAAAGUUUAUCCUGUUAGGCUUUAUUGUGGUUCAAUUUGAAUGCUUAAGAUACUUCUAUUUAAUGAGUUUUGGUUUUA
Cryptomeria japonica (Japanese cedar) is the source of this 1463-nucleotide messenger RNA. Its product is annotated as omega-amidase, chloroplastic. Gene Ontology annotation, cellular component: mitochondrion. The record is from RefSeq and is a predicted model, not a curated record. Lineage: Eukaryota; Viridiplantae; Streptophyta; Pinopsida; Cupressales; Cupressaceae. The transcript is spliced from 10 exons. Gene Ontology annotation, molecular function: omega-amidase activity. The coding region runs from base 1 to 1125 and encodes 374 amino acids. Gene Ontology annotation, biological process: oxaloacetate metabolic process; L-glutamine metabolic process.